This is a messenger RNA of Camponotus floridanus (Florida carpenter ant), 7365 nucleotides long. RefSeq lists its product as uncharacterized. Gene Ontology annotation, biological process: chromatin remodeling. The record is from RefSeq and is a predicted model, not a curated record. Gene Ontology annotation, cellular component: CERF complex. NCBI's taxonomy places the organism in Eukaryota, Metazoa, Arthropoda, Insecta, Hymenoptera, Formicidae. Gene Ontology annotation, molecular function: protein binding. The transcript has 9 exons. The coding region runs from base 1 to 6753 and encodes 2250 amino acids.
AUGUUUCCUACUUUCAUCGGGAUCCUAGACAUUCAAUCGUGGUGGGAGGUGCCAAGUAUAGCACAUUUUUGCUCAUUAUUUAGAGCUGCCUUCAAUCUUCUGGAUUUUGAUAUUGAGGAUUUAGAAGAAGCUUUAUUAACGGACGGAGGUACCGAAGGACGACUGCUUCAGGAACUAAUAGUGAAAUUAUUGGAAGGUUGUUUGCCAAAUGACACUCGCAAUGAUAUCUCUACUUUUAAUUAUCAGAUGUUUCUACGUAGACUUUUUCGAAAGAAAUGUCAAGAAUACAAGUGCGAAAAUCCUUUCAAUACAGAUGUAGAUUUUGAAUUAUUACCGCUUCGUCAAAAAGUAGAAAUAUUACGCGCGCUCUGUGACUUCAGGCUAGACGCCGAAGACGUAGAGCAAUCGUUAAGUAACUUGGACUCGGAUAGUUUGCGAGUCGAACCUUUGGGACAUGAUCGUAAGAAUUCUGCCUAUUGGUACUUCUACGGCACUCGAUUGUACCGGGAGGAUUACAUUGAUAGUUCAAAUAGUGCCUCACACAAGCAGAAAAGUAAGCCAAAGGACAAAAAGCGUAAGAAACGACGGAACAGAGUGGCGAAAGAGGAAGAGGAAGAGAAGGAGGAAGCUAGUUUAAUAGACGGCGAAAACAAGGGACGAGAGAGCGUUUGGCAAGUUGUGUGUUUUACUCAACAGGAUUGGAGCAGAUUAGUUGAAAAAUUUCGUGACUCGGAAUACGAUACCGAGCAGAAACUUUAUCGUACAUUAUCCGAAGACUUUAUGCCAGAAAUACCAAAAUUGUUCGAGCUGAAAGAGAAGCAGCAACGGCGUAAACUAUUACAACGUAAUAGUUCGCGAGUGCUUCGUAGUCAAGAGCCUACGACGCAGAUGGAUGCAGUCAUGGUCAGAUCUAAGAUUAAGACUAAAACAAACAAAGGGACUAAAAAGGGGACACAACAAAGUUCAAAAUCUUCUUAUAUUAAGGAAGAUACUUCUCCGCCAUUACCGACACCACCGAUUCAGAAAAAAGGACGGCAGACAAACAAUUCUUUGGCAUCAGCCGUUGGCCAAAUUGUAAUUCAUACUAGAGAUGAGGUAGAAGAUUUAGAAAAGAAAAAGGGUAUUGGCACUCAAAGUGAUGGUAAUUAUGUAUCUUGUAAUUAUGGAUACAAAUAUGGCUAUUCGUUCAGAAUUGAAGAAGAGGAACGUUGUGUCGGAAUGCACAAAGUUCUCGAAAGUAUUAAGGAUCAUGUGGAUGCCUGGCCAUUUAUCGAUCCCGUGGAUGAAGAAUAUGCGCCAAGAUAUUACAGUGUCGUACGUAAGCCUAUGGAUCUUAGCACUAUGGAGGAGAAAUUGGAAGGUGGUUCGUACAAAAGUUUAAGUCAAUUUAAACAUGAUUUUCGGCUUAUCGUUGACAACUGUAGACAGUACAAUGGCUCGGAUAACGAAUAUACGGAAAUGGCGAUUAAUCUUAAGGAAGCUUUUGAUAAAGCCGUGAGUCGAUAUUUAGAAUCGGAGACAUCCAGCGACGAGGAUCCUACAUCUCUUCGAUCAUUAGCCGGAACACCUACGUCUCCGUCAUAUCCUCCACGUCAUUUAUCUUCUUCGCAUCAUAACACACGUAAACGUUCGAAGAAAUCAACCAAAAAGUCUAAAUCGUAUAAAUCCGAGAGUAGAACAAAGUCUAAGAAUAACGAGAAAGUAGAUGAAGAUGAAAAGAGGAGUAAAAGUAUUAAGGUUGCAAAGAAGAAAAGAGGAAAGAAGAAGGGUAAGAAAGUAAGAGAAGAAGAAUUAGAUGAGGAUGAGGAAGAACAGGAAGACCAAGAGAGUGAAGGUGCAAUAUCCGGGACUAGUAUUGUAGCGUCGAAAAGAAGAAAAAACGUUGAUGUAAAUAGUUUACUUAAAACCAAAAAGCUAUCUAAAGAAUCAGAAGAAUUGAAAAUGUCGAAUAAGAAAGGGAACAAGGAGCGACAUCAAUCGAAAAAGGACUCGGAAAUUGUACUAUCUGCGAAAGAAACGAAAGAAAACAAAAAGCGGAAAGAGGACUUUGAGGAAGAUUAUGAAUCUCCGGUAAAAAGCAAAAGUAGAAAAAUAGAAAAGAAAGAACUCGAGGAAACUGGAAUAUUAACAGACAACACUAAGAAAGGUAAAUUAAAAAAGAUUGAAAUAGAAGAAAGUGAUGCAGUAUUUGAGGAAGAUAAGAAACAAUCUUCCCAUGUCAAAACGAAAAAGAAUCGUAAGAAAGAGAAGACGAAUUCAAAGACUGCAACAAAGGCUGAUGAAAAAUCUGACAAGAUUCAUACAAAGCAAAAAGAUAAGAAAUCAAAACAAAAAAAGAAUGAAGGAUUAAAGAACGGAGAGUUAAAAAAACAAACGGAUCCCAAAGAUAUAGGAUUAGAAAGCACUUUAGACUCAAAGCAUACUCACAUCUCCAAAAAGCUCUCUACGUUAAUCGGUAAUAAAGACGUGGAUUCGCUUGAUAGUUUAAAGGAUAAGAUAAGCGACAGAAGACGUGAGGAAAAACUGAAAAACGAAAAAGAGAAGCAGAGAAAAACGGUAAAAAGCAACACCCUCACAUAUUCAAUAAAAGUGCCUUCAAUCAGUAAUAUUUUCCACGACAAUGAUAAAGAUAACGCAAAGCGAUCAAAGUCGAAAAAAGGUACGAAGGAAGAUAAAACUGUGGAUGCAGAUACAAUUAAAAAAGAAUCUGAAAUCAAUGAGAAUAAGAAAGCUGUUCAUGCUAAACAUACCAAAGGAAUGGAAGAGAAUUCUACGAUUCAAGCAUUAAAUCAAGCAACAGAGAAAACACUUCAUGAUAUCAACAAAUGGCUUGAUGAUGCGCCCAAACUCUGUGGAUUUUCCUCCGGCAGUGAUUCUCCGGUACUUCACAUUCCUCCAAUCGAGUCCGGUCGAUCGGGAUCGAAGGCAGAGGUUACUACACGUAAGAGACCGAGCUCCAUCAAAAUAUUUGGUCCUCAUGGACCGAGUCGGCCGAAGAAGAUACAGCGUACGAUCGACCGUUUGCAACCCGGGAAGAGUAAGGGAAAUUUGCUUUUGAAGAAACCGCUCAAUUUACCCAAUGCCAACACCAAUGAUACAGCGGCACACCCUGCUAAUGAUAACGAUCAAUCGAGUAAGGAUCUUGACGAGGAACCAAAGCUCAGUUUAGGUACCGUGUUGAAGAAUGUGGACUCUAUACAUUUGAUCUGCAAAAGUUUGGUAUCGUCGCCCAAUCUUUCAAACGAUGACGAGGAGGAGGAUCGCGCCCUUACUCCGUCUAAUGUUAAGGAGGAAAAAACAUUGGGCGUUAAGGGUACGAAGACAUCAAGUGCAGCGGAGGAUAAAGAAACGAUUCAACCUAAGAAUACGGAGGAGACGCAGAAACCAAAGUCCGCUACGCCGAAUUUGAGUGCCUGGUUCAAAGCCUUUGGAGCGCCAAAAUCAAAAAAGAAGGACGAGGAAGUGGAAGAGACCGCGGCGACGAAGAAAGACGGCGAUCUACAGGAAGUGUUUUGCGGCAGGCAACGACGACUGAGCACUGGCGGUAGUAGUGUUAGUGAAUCGGUGUCUAGUUUCUCUCAGGAAUCACCACCGGCGAUUCCACGAGCUGCUCGUUCUCCGCAAUGUCAACCCGCGAUGACUCCAACCGAGCCGAUAAGAGGCGCGGGAUUUUAUCAAGACGCACUGUCGACCGGGAGUAGUCCGUAUAACAGUCCUUAUUACGCGACGCCACCGAGAUACAGCGCACAAUUGCCACCGACGCCAUCUCCGCAAAAUCCUCAUCCUUUAUCACCAGCCUAUCCGUCGUCCUACGAACAACAAUCGCCUGUUUAUCCUCAGGUACACGCGCAACCACCGUAUCAAUCGCCGUAUCAGAAAACUUCGCCCCAGGAGAAUCCCAACGAAGCGUAUUCGCAAAUGUCGCCGCAACGCUUUCCGCAACAAUUGCCUGCCAACAAUCAAAAUCAGUCUCCCGUUUAUCCGCAACACUCUCCGCAGCCAGUUUAUCCUCAACCGUCAGCUCGGACACCCCCGUCAAACUACUCGCAACCCUCUCCGCAACAGCCACCUACGCCGAAUUAUUCGCAACCAUCUCCGCAGCAGAAUGCAGUCGCUAAUUAUUCUCAGCCUUCUCCUCAGCCGGUUGCCAAUUAUGCGCAAGCUUCUCCGCAGCAGCAUUCACCUUACUCGCAAUCCUCUCCUCAAACACCGCCGAAUUACUCGCAACCGUCUCCACAGCAGCAGCAGCAGCACUCUCCAUAUGCGCAAUCCUCCCCUCAACAGUCCGCUGGAUACGGUCGUCUUUCGCCGCAGCCACCACCCGCGAACUAUUCUCAGCCCUCGCCUCAACCACCCAAUGCUUACUCGCAGCCGUCUCCUCAGCCGCCAAAUUUUUCUCCUCAGUCAUCGCCGCAAUCACGCUCCGCCAGCUAUUCGCAACCGUCACCUUCGCAACCAUUAAACUCUUCGUACCCGACUCCUCCGCAAUUAGAUCGAAGCUACUCGCAAUCAUCGCACCAGCAGCAACAAAUGCAGACUUUCGCUCAACACGCUUCUCCGCAGACGCAAACGUCUCCGUUUUCCGAGCCAUCGCCGCAGAAUAGUCCGUAUUCGCAAUCGUCGCCACAAUCGCUGACCAAUUAUUCACACCAGUCGUCCCCGCAACAGCCGCCAACCUACUCGCAUCCGCUACACUCGCCGCAGACACCGCCAAAUUAUUCGCAGCUUUCGCCGCAACAAACACCCGGGCCAGCAACGGCGACGAAUUACUCGCAACCGUCGCCGCAACAGUCUCGAAAUUACCCGCAAUCCUCACCUCAACGAAAGGCCGCGUGCAAUCCAGCUGCACCAUCGCAACAAUCGCCCAGUUACUCGCAGCCUUCUCCCCAACAGACGGCCAAUUAUUCUCAGCUUCAACCAAAAAGCUCCGAUGAGUAUCCCGCGGCCGCGGCGCCAUCGGCAAGUUAUCCUCAGGAUUUCAAGCAAAAUCCCACGUACGUUCAACAGUCACCUACGAUAUCGUCGUCGGUGAAUGAAUCCGAUCACCGGACGGAAUAUCUAAAAUCUAACGCUACCGAAAAGCCGGUGACGGGCGAUCAACAGAGGAGCUUUCCCGUUCAAUCGGAGUCGUCGUUGAAUCUAAAUGCCACGAAUCAUCAGAUCUAUCAAUCACCGAGUCAAUAUCCGCCAACGUAUCCGAAUAGUUUCUCUAACGUCGAGCUUCAGAGAUCCGUUUCGAGACACAGCGGCGGCCAGCAACAGACGCAGCAGCAAUCAACGCCGCAGGAAUCGCGGGCCAGCUUUAUGGAGAUCCAGCCACGCGGUGGCUAUCUUGGCAAAACAGCACCGUCCAGCAACAGCGGGGAACAAUUACCCGCGCCUUCGCCGAAUCAAUUGCGGGCAUUCCAGGAGAACUUGACGACAGCCCACGAAUCACUUUAUCCGAGUGGUUUCCAAGCUGGUUACCCGCUACCGCCAUCGAAUUCACGCCCGGUGUAUCCUAGUCCACAUUAUUACGAUGCCGGCUCCAAGCCCGUUAGCGGGGCAUCUGGCAGCCCCACUGGUAAUCCGCCUCCAAUGAAAAAACGCGCGUAUGAACCACCACCCAGUGGUGGCGGUGACGCGUCCAGUUCGCGCGGCUUGUCGGAGAACACGACGACGCGUUCGAAUCAAGAACAAUUUCCGAAUUUCGAUCCAAUAAUGGCUCUACCUCAAUCGGAAGUUUCAGUUUCUGUCAGUCAAUACGAUGGCACACCGUUCGUCGGCGGCCUGGCUGAUUCCAUGGCGGCUAAUCCAGCGUACGCACGACUCAGCCUCGGUCUCGUAGGUCGGACACCAUCGGAUCGCAAGGACCAACAGCAACAACAGCAACUAUUGACCAUCCCACGUCCGCCGCCAGCGACGAAGCCGGAGCACCUCGCUGCUUACGGUCGCGGUGCCGCGACUGGCGCGGCUGAGCUCGAGCAGCUGAAUCUGCUGCAGAGUCUGGCACAGAAGAACAGCCAGGGUAUUCUGGCGAUAUCGCGAGGACGGGGCGAGGGUGACGCGCGGACCGCGCCUCCCGCGGCCACGAUGACGCCGUCCACCGCGACGCCGUCCAAGACGAAGAGGAGCCGGAAGAGCAAGCAUCCUCAGCAGCAGGAACAGCAAAACGCAGCCGUUGUUACGGCCGUCACGACGACCGCCGUCGACCAGCAGCAGGCGGCGGGCAUAGCCGCUUUCCCGCAGUACGUGGCCGCCGAUUCCAUCGGCGCCCUGAAGACAGCAGCCGCGGUCCCACCCGCCGGCAGUGCCUUCAACUUUGCCGCGUCCACCAGUGGCGCAGCCGCCGCGGCGCCCUUCGCCUACGACAAGGAUGCUACCGCAGCGGCCGCGUUCGCCUUCCUGACGGACGAGUUUCGCAAUCCGACCAGCUAUUACAAUAUGGCUCUACGACAGCAGCAGCAGCAGCAACAGCAGCAGCAGCAGCCGCAAGUGGUGCCGCCGACCGUGUCGAAUGCCUCGGGUCAGUCGACGGCGUGCAACAAGCUCGGGAAUCAGCCGCCCAGGAACUAUCCGCCGCCUCAUCCGUUUCUGCAUUCGGCCGCCGCUGCCGCCGCCGCCGCUCAAAGAUCCUACGUUUCGCCGGUCUCCGCUUAUAUGACUCCACACGGGCCCAAUCUUAUGGAUCAAGCUGCCUAUCAGCAGUACAUCCACUCGCUGUACACUCUUCAACCACCUCCACCGCAUCACCACAGACCAUCCUGGCUUUAGCCGCUAAGAUUGCUGGAAGAUCGAUUCAUAAUGAUGACAAAUUAAUCUUCCUGGUGGGAUGGACCUCGGAAUGUAACCUGGCGAUGUUAUCAAAGGACGAGGAAUUGUUUGAAACAAAUCUAUCGUCGUGAUGAUCGUUAAUUGAAAGUCUCUUGGCGAGCACGCGAGAGAGCAGUAUGAGCCCCUUCGUUUCAUUUUUUUCAUUUUUUUUUUCAUUUACAAGGGACAUCCUCCUCGCGACUUGUCUUUUUUAUUGUUUUUUACGCAAUUGACGGCGCAAGACUCUUUACGAAGCUAGAUAAAUAGAUGUUUGUAAAUUUCUUUGACUGUAGCUUCCUUUUUUACAAAUAACCGACUAAUUCGAAUGUACCUUUGACAUUUUUACACCGUUCGAAAAGAAGUCUAGCUUCUAUCUGAUAUAAAAAGAAAAUAAUCUGUACAUAAGGGACAAGUCUACUUUCGAUAUAGGAAUUUUUGAUAGUUUUCUAAAGUGAGACCGACAGGUUUAAUAGCUCUAAUUAAGUUAAAACCGCUAACGUCGAGAGUAUGUCGAUCAUAUGUCUAUCAAAAGUUCCUCCGUGCAAAAUGUUGGAUAAAAUAUAUUUGGAAUAA